GUUUUUUUUCCCCUCAAGUUGAUAUUUUCGAAAACAUACAGUACUUGAAUGCAGCAUUACCCAUCAGCCUACACUAACUACACGUGUGUUUACAGAUGAUAAUCACAACAUCAAUCAGUCCACACAUGCCAUAAAAUAACAUAUUGUUCUGUCCUGCCGGUAGAUGGGGACAGUCAGGGUCCCAGUUUGGUAGUAAGGAGUCCUGGAAAGUCUUUGGACCACCCCUGACAGGCAAUGGGAGGCUUCCCAUUGGUCUGGUGUUGGGUGAGGUGUCAAAUGUCCCGUGGAUCAGUGAACGCAGCCUACUUCUGAAGGAAAGUAGGACAUUCCGGUGGGAUUUUAAUCAAUGAGCUGAAGUUUGAACAAGAACGUGUGAUGGUUAAGUUUCAUGUGAGUGGUUAUAUGCAGGAGAAAAGAACUACAGAAGUUAAGUUUCAGUACUGAAGAGUUUGUUACAGCAGGGUGGAUUUUGAGCUGGUAUUCAGUGUUUUGUUUUUGGCACAAGAAGUCACCGAAAACAGACAAUGUCGCAGCGUGAACACAAGAAAAACGCGGAGCAGCCGACUUUAAACUCGGAACACGAGCUACACAGCGUCGCAGUGAACCCGAGGGCGGUGUGUAACGUGUGUAAACGCUUGUACCGGGACCCUAAAAUCCUGCCCUGUCUGCACACCUUCUGCUCCGACUGUAUCGGCCAGCUGGAGCCGUUCUCGGUGUCCUCUCGCAGACACCGGGGCGGUCCGGAGGAGGGCAGGGGCGGCGAGGCGGUGGAGGAGGACCGACUCGCCGUCACCGUGACGGUGCUCUGCCCCGACUGUGACUCCGAAGUGGACAUCCCGCCUUCGGGGCCGGCCGGGCUCAGCAUCGACCACCUAGCGCUGGACGAAGUGUUCCUGGAGACUCUGGUGACGAACGGCCCGCUGGGAUGCGACCUGUGCGGGGAAGGAGGCGCCGAGAGCCGCUGCGAGGUCUGCUGUGUCAACCUGUGCGAGUUCUGCUGCCAGGCACACAGGCGGCAGAAGCGAACAGCGUCUCACUCAGUUCAGUGUCUGGAGGAGCUGAAGUCUCGAGGUCGUCUCUGCCGUCCUGUCCUCUGCUCCUUUCAUCCUGGCCAGGAGCUCCGGCUCUUCUGCCAGCCCUGUGACCUGCCAGUCUGCCUGGAGUGUGCUGCCACGCUGCACCGUGACCACCGCUGCUGUCCCACACUUGAUGUUAUCGAUCGUCAUGGAGACUGCAUCAGAGAGCUGGUGACAGUGCGCCUUCGACCUCGCCUGGAGCAGCUGGAGCGGUCACUGCAGAAGGUGGAAGUAUCCCAGGAGGCUUUGCAGGCACGAGUGGAGGCAACUGCAAGCGAGGUGAGGGCAUUUGCACGAGGCUACGCCAGCGCUGUGGAAGCCCACUGCGUGUCUCUGCUGCGUCGUCUGGAGGAGCUCCGUGUCCAACGCAGGAACCAGCUCCACCUCCAGAAGGCGCAGCUGCAGCAGGCUCUGCUGGACGUUCGAGGUGGUGUGGAGUUCGCAGAGAGACUGCUGAGCUGCGGCUCAGACGCUGAGAUCCUCAGCGCCAAAGGAGUGACCCUGAGAAGACUGACCUUGCUGACAGAGAGCAGCUACGACCCCCACCUGGCAACAGUCGCCCCCGACGAUGACAGCAGCAUCAGCUUCAUGCCCAGGGAGCCAGCAGGGGAGGUGGAGGGCUACCCGGUGGUCGGGGUGAUCCACGCUAAGACGGUGGAUCUCAGCAAGUGCACCAUCGAAGGAGAAGGCCUACAGCGAGGGAGGGAAGGCCAGCAGGGUCACUUCACCCUGGUGUGCCGAGACUCAGCUGGAGAACAGAUGGCACGAGGUGGGGAGCACGUCCUGGUCAGCAUCGUUCACAAAGAGAAGAAAAACUGCACAGUGGAGACGACAGUGGUUGACAACAACGAUGGGUCCUACACGGUUUCAUACACACCUGAAGAGCUGGGAGCUUACUCAGUGUGGGUUUGUGUCAAAGCCCAACAUGUCAAGGGUUCUCCGUUCAUCCUAAAUGUGAAGAGGAAGUUCAGGCGUCACACUGGAACGUUUCACUGCUGCUCCUUCUGCUCCAGUGGAGGAGCCAAAGAGGCUCGCUGUGGCUGUCCAGGAACUAUGCCAGGAGGAUUUAAAGGCUGCGGUCACAGCCAUAAGGGUCACCCUGGGAAGCCCCACUGGUCUUGCUGUGGCAGCACCGUGGAGCAGUCUGAAUGUUUGCUUGCCAGCGUGUUGGCUGCAGUAUCCCCCCGCGGCCACCUACGCACUGUGGAGCUCUGAGGCGACGUGGAGACAAGACCUAUCAAGAUGAUGCAAGUUAAUAAAGGAUGGCAACAACCAAAAGGUUAGAGCAGCAGGGGAGUAAGCUUACGGUUGUUGGUGUGAAUAUUGGGCAGACUUGAAAAGGUCAGACAAGGAAACUGAAGCUCUAAAGACACAGUGACAGGCACAGGCAGGACAUCACAGUUGCUGUGUCCUCUGGCAGACACUCUGCUAGUUGUUGGCCUAAUUGUGAUACAGGAGCCAGCAUACCAUUAGAUACUAGCAAAUAAGACACACAUCAAAAUGUUUCAGGCCAUGUUUUAAAGUGCCUUUAGUGCCCCUCCAGGCACUGCCUACACAGUCUGACUGAACUUUAACCACUUUUUAUGCACACAUUGCAGGAGCUUGAAUCACUGAAAGACAAGAUACGUGAUCUACUCAAUAAUGACAUUGUCACAGUCAUACAAGAGUUCAUCCAUGUGAGAUGCUCAUUACAAUCAGUCUCCUACUAAAGCAAACGUGUGAAGGGUGCAUGUUUACAGUUUACCAGCAAUCUUUCAGUCUCAGGCUAAUGUGUUGAACCUGGAAGAUGCUGUCUGUUUCAAAGAUGCUGAAAUCUGUUCCAAACUCAUUAGACUGGAAACAUCAAAAAUGACCAGACUGUUGUCCUGAACACUUUCUCUGAGAGUACACAGGAGAAUACACAGAGGGAAGAACUGUGAUCCUCACAAGCGUUUACAUUCUCAUGAAUAAGUUUAUUUUGGGAGGCAAGUAAUUACUUACUAUCAACUAUGUAAUUAUGAAGUAAUUAGUGAUGCAAAAUAGAGCCCAACACAUAAAUCAGUAGGCAGAUAUUAUCGGCCAGUACUGACUCAACGUCAGCCGAUAAGUAACAGGAAAUUGCAGUAUAAAAAUGCCAAAUAUAUGUUUAAAGUAUCACUAUUACAUUUGUCCACCAGAGAGGACUGACAAAAAGUGUCAAAUGUCCUCCUGCUCAGUACAUCAGUUGUUCACAAUUGUUUAAAACUCAAAUUUAAAGGAACCUUAUCAAAAUGUAUCUAAAAAAAGAAAAAAUGAAUAUUGGCGAAUAUAUCAUUAUCAAAAUUUUAAAACGCUGAAAUAGCGACAAUCCAGUAUCAAAUGGGCUAUAGUACAAAAACGUCUUUGUAUGAAGAAAUAACAUUAUAAUGCUACAUUUAAAAAAUUGUAUUUAAAAGUUUGUUCAUGUGUGCUCUGAGUACCUAGAAUUUAUUUACUAUGUUACUUACUACAGGUUAUUUACCACUAUUGACCUUGUUUUUAUGGGUAAACUAUGGGUUGUUUGGCAUAGUUUCCCAAUUAAUACCAAGUGAUUACUCUACUAUUAUUACUUUAUUUUAUUUUAUUUCUUUCUGCUCACUUCAGGUUAAUUUUUAUAACAAUAAUUACUAUAUAUUCACUAGUAAAACUGCCUCCUACUGUAGAAGUAUUAACAGGUACUUACUCUUUUGGUGGGUAUGUAGUAAUUACCAAAUAAGUAAUUACAGAAAAAAAUGACAAAAUAUUAAAUAAUUAUCUUCCAAAUUACCAAAUAUUAUUAAUACAUGAAAAUGAUCAAUAAUAAAUGAAUACUUUUUAUUUGCUGCAUGUAAUGUUAUUAUUUCAUGGUACUAACAGCACAUUUGGUAAAAUAAUAAUGAUUAUUAUUAAUUAUGUUCCGUUGAUGAGUUGAUCCAUAUUCUGUGUUGUCAUGUGUUGGGAGAAUACUGUCCGUUUCCCAUACAUAUAUGCAUUAUUGUGGUCAGGAUAGAAAGGUGCAUACAAACAAUUCAUCCUGAAUAUUUCAUGAAUCAUACAGAAAUGCCUGUGAAUUCUCUCAGGAUUCUUUGGAGGCUGUUAAAAAUGUGAAAAAUAUUCUAUUUCCAAACUACAACAUGUGUGAAUGUAAAAAUUUCACAUGUCAUUCAAAAGAGCUUAUCAUUAUUUUGAGGAGAAAGUCAGUCAAAUCUACACAUGGUCUUUUUUUUCCCUUCAGUUUCAUUAGCGAGCAGCUACACGAUGCCUUCUAGUGAGGAGGGCUUCAUCUGGGAAACACUGUGACCUCGAGGGUGUCGUCACCUUCCUCAUAGAAUACAAAAUUGUUCCUCUCCUGAGGCGGUGUCACAGUACUGACUUAAACCACUAACACGGAACUCAUAAUGAGCCACUUAUUGCCUUUGUGUUUUUUCCUGUAUUCCUGAACAUGCCCUAUUGUGAGUGUGACUGCAGGUAGAAAUGUUUUUUUAAUAUUAAAAUAUGUUGGAUCUGCUGAUUUUAAAGACAAAUAGUAAAGUAGACCUAUGCAAAUGGCUAACAUGAUGACUAAUCUUUCAUGAUUUGUGGUCCAAAGUCUUCAGAAUGACAGGGAGCGUCUAACACUGUGAGUAUGUUGCUGCUGUUCACAUUUUGAGAUGUUUCUAUUACACGCUGACUGUAAGUUCAUCUGUAUGUUAAAGUGUUACACACUACCUUGUUGUGCUCCACUACUUUUUACUGAAACAUCUGCACAAUAAAAUAAACACAUUUAUUUGUCCGUUUUCA
Molecule: messenger RNA, 4832 nt
Organism: Thunnus maccoyii (southern bluefin tuna)
Lineage: Eukaryota; Metazoa; Chordata; Actinopteri; Scombriformes; Scombridae
Gene: trim45
Product: tripartite motif containing 45
Exons: 8
Coding region: 525-2291 (588 amino acids)
Biological process (GO): positive regulation of DNA-templated transcription
Cellular component (GO): chromatin; nucleoplasm
Molecular function (GO): zinc ion binding; ubiquitin-protein transferase activity; protein binding
Source: RefSeq, a predicted model, not a curated record